AUGUGGUACGAAUACUUAUAUUCCGGGGUUAUUACUGUCGGCUUUGUUGCUGCUGCUUUAUAUACAUCCCUUCCGUUUAAUUUGUGGGGUGUUGGAAGACCGUAUAGGAGGAAUUAUGACACUUCUAAGAGAGUUGAGCUUAGUCAGCGUGAUCACCGGCUUACGGGCAACCAGUACGUUAUUUCCGGCCUCCAAUCAAUCCGUGAUGACUGA
Molecule: messenger RNA, 213 nt
Organism: Enterobius vermicularis (human pinworm)
Lineage: Eukaryota; Metazoa; Nematoda; Chromadorea; Rhabditida; Oxyuridae
Source: the annotation of a GenBank genome assembly